Molecule: messenger RNA, 825 nt
Organism: Ascochyta rabiei
Lineage: Eukaryota; Fungi; Ascomycota; Dothideomycetes; Pleosporales; Didymellaceae
Exons: 1
Coding region: 1-825 (274 amino acids)
Cellular component (GO): cytosol
Molecular function (GO): oxidoreductase activity
Source: RefSeq, a predicted model, not a curated record
AUGUCUCUCAAAAACCAAAAUGUUCUCAUAACGGGCGCCUCCAUGGGCAUCGGCGCCACCAUUGCCCAACGCCUUGCACGCGAAUCUGCAAACCUCAUCCUCUUCGCGCGUUCUGAAGACAAGCUCAAGAACGUUGCUCAGGAGUGCCGGGAAAUGAAUCCCGGCAUCCAAGUCCACGUCGCCAGCGUGGACGUCAGCAACCAUGAGUCUUUGGCAAAGGCCGUUUCGAACGCGGUCAACGAGCUGGGCCACAUCGAUGUUCUCGUCAACAACGCGGGCCUUGCGUUGGGCGCGCCAAAUGCCUUUCCUGACCUCAAGGUCGAGGAAAUCAACACCAUGGCUGGGACCAACAUCAGCGGUUUCAUGUUCGCGACGUAUGUAGCUCUCAAUGAGGGCAAGAUGAAGGAGCGCAACAAGGGCACAAUCUUGAACGUUACAAGUACGACAGCCCUUGAGGUCCCUCCUUUCCCCGGCGAAGCAGUUUACCACGCAAGCAAAGCGUUCCAGGAGGCUUUCAGCAACGUACUCCGAACCGAGUUGGUCGGGACUGAUAUCAAGGUUCUUUGUUUGCGGCCGGGUGUUGUGGCGACAAACUUCCACGAGCAGAGGGUGGGAUACGACAAGAGCCAGUACGAUUCGUUCAUGGAUGGUUUCGAGCCGCUUGUUGCGGAGGAUGUUGCUGAGGGCGCGGUGUUCAUGCUCACUCAGAAGGAGAGGAUUAGUGUGAAGGCAUUGGACAUAGUACCUACUGCACAGAGGAGUCUGCCAGUGUUCGAUAAGAAGUGGAACGAGCGGGGAGAGGAUAGGAGGAAGACGCAGAUGUGA